Messenger RNA from Ogataea haglerorum, 1689 nucleotides. RefSeq lists its product as uncharacterized. NCBI's taxonomy places the organism in Eukaryota, Fungi, Ascomycota, Pichiomycetes, Pichiales, Pichiaceae. The coding region runs from base 1 to 1689 and encodes 562 amino acids. The transcript is spliced from 2 exons. The record is from RefSeq and is a predicted model, not a curated record.
AUGGAGGGCUGGCACGAGGUAAGUACCCUGUCCCCCCGGCUAACGGCAGCUUAUUUGCGUCCCGGGCGUCCGCGUGCCCAAGAGCCUGCCGCACGCGCCGCCGGAGCAGGCCAACAGGAUCGUCACGGCGCUGCUGUUCGACGACGCGCACGAGCUGCUCUGGCUCGGCGACUCGCACGGGUACGUGUACUCGUACGAGGGCCUGAAACUGGGGCUGUACUGCUCGUUCCGCGCGCACAGACUGCCUGUGCUGCAGAUUCUCAACCACAAGAAGGGCAUUGUGUCGCUCGCCGCCGACGGCACGGAGCUGCUCGUGGGCACGAGCGGCAACCUGCUGCGCAUCGACCUCACGCAGGGCACGGUGUCCGGGCGGCUCGAGUACGCCCACCCGGUGCAGUACAUGCAGUCGAACCUGCGGUGCGUGGUGCUGGGGCGUGCGGACGGCGCGGUGGACGUGGUGGACCCGAAAACGUGGCAGGUGCUCAAGUCGUGGAGGGCGCACUCGGCAGCGCUCUCGUCGAUCGCCGUGCGCGACAACGUGCUGGUCACGUGCGGCUACUCGCGGCGCAAGGACCAGUACGUGUUGGACCCGCUGGUGAACGUGUUCGACCUGCGCGAGAUGAGCCUCGGGCUGCCUGUCGCGUUCCCCGCGGGCGCGUUCCAGGUGCACCUGCACCCGAAGCUGCCGAACGUGGCGGUGAUCCUGUCGAGCAUGGGCCAGAUCAACUUCAUCGAUGUCUUCGACCCCUCGCGCAUCCACCUGUACCAGGCGGACCUGAGCGCGUUCGUGACGAUGUCGGACAUCUCGUCGACGGGCGAGUGUCUUGCGUUUGUCGACGCGCUGCAGACGGUGCACCUGUGGACGGACCAGCUGCUGCGGCCGCCGUGCUUCGCCGUGCUUUCGCAGGAGCCCCUGCGCGCGUCGCUGGACGUCGAGCCUGUGCCGCGCGAGAACGCGCUCUCGUUCGAGUCCGACGCGCCGUUCAACCUGCUCAAGCUGCCGCGGUACGAGUCGAUGCUGCUGUCGGCGUGGCCGGCCGACAUGAAGUUCGAGGUCGGCAAGCUGCCGCGCCCGAUCGAGCCCGAGAUCCUGCGCGACGGGAGAACCAUCAACGGGUUCACCAUCGCGCGCUACGACCCGCGCAAGUACGGCCCGCGCAACCGUGCCGAGCGCCACGAGCUGCUCACCGCGCGCAGAGACAACGACACGCUGUUCCCCAAGUUCCUCAGCGAGCGGGAGGACGACUACGACGAGAACGAGGAGAAGGUCCGCGCAAAGCGCGAGAUGAUGGCCAACGCGUUCGUGUACACGCCCACGGGCAGCGACGUGCCCAACGCGUUCAAGAAGACAGACAUACUGUACAGCAAGUUCGGCGUCGACGACUUCGACUUCACGUUCUACAACUCGACGCAGUUCUCGGGGCUCGAGUCGCACGUCGACAACUCGUACACGAACGCGGUGCUGCAGCUGUACCGCUUCACUCCGGCGCUCUUCAACUUUGUCGUGCGCACGCUCGCCGAAGACGUCCAGUACGACGACUGCGUCCUUGCCGAGCUCGGGUACCUGAUGGAUAUGCUGGUCAAGGCGGGCGGACGCAACGUGGUGGCGGCCAACUUCCAGAAGCUGUUCAGCUCGCUGCCGCAGGCGCGCCAGCUGGGGCUGCUCAGCGCCGACGGCCGCGCACGUGA